AUGACAAACCAAAAUCACGAAUUAAUGGUUGUGAAUGUCGAAGGUGAAGUGACAGCUGGAAACGGAAAGCAAUAUGAAACAACCUUGUCUCCUCAACCGUCUAGCAAUGAACCUAAGGAGCAAGACUCUGUAAGCGAAAGUUACGAAAUAAGUGAUGAUAAAAAAUCGGUCAUUACACCACAAUGUAGUAUCUGGAAAAUUAAUGACAAUUUAGAAAUAAAAAAUAAACGAAAAUCCGAAAUUCCUCACAACCUUGACUUACCCCCAACUCCUACUUUCGCACCUUCUUCCUAUUGUGACAAUAACUCUCCAACUUCCUCACCAUGUUUUUCGUCAUAUUUUGAUAUUUAUCAAACAACAUUUGAUACAUCUAUUUCCUGUUCCGAGGGUAAUUUACCUACUGAUUCGCCCGACACGCCACCUUUAUCUCCACCAGGAUCACCUUUAAUCGUUGAAUCAUCUUGUUCACCAAAGUCUCCUGAUUCCGUGCUUAAUUCCCCAUCACUUCCUUUACUUCCUUUACUUAGUAAUUUAGAACAACGCCACGUAGAAAAUCGUCCCCGAAGAGUUUCUUUCAAUAAAACUGUAACAUUUAUACCUCAUAUCCCACCUCCACCAAACAAAAUUCGAAAAAAGCUCACUAGAGAGGCAAGUUUGAGACAAAAAGAUCUGGUUGUCAAAGUUGAAGAUUUGGGUAAAGUUAGGUUAGAUGGUAAAAAUGGUCGUGUAAUUAAAAUUGUACCUAAUGUUUUUCCAGGACCUUUGAAUGGAGAAUAUGGACAAUGUGGUGUCAUGUUAAAAGAUGUUGAUGUUUCAAUGGAAAUUUCUUCACCGAACACUUCAAAAAACUAUAAAAAGUUGCGUCUUGGAAAACAUUUCAAACGAUAUUAUAAUAAAUUAGUUCAAUAA
Funneliformis mosseae is the source of this 909-nucleotide messenger RNA. Lineage: Eukaryota; Fungi; Glomeromycota; Glomeromycetes; Glomerales; Glomeraceae. The record is from the annotation of a GenBank genome assembly.